Schistosoma haematobium is the source of this 1514-nucleotide messenger RNA. It is a transcript of the gene CAB2, whose product is annotated as Phosphopantothenate--cysteine ligase cab2, variant 2. The record is from RefSeq and is a predicted model, not a curated record. Gene Ontology annotation, cellular component: cytoplasm; nucleus. The transcript is spliced from 5 exons. Gene Ontology annotation, molecular function: phosphopantothenate--cysteine ligase activity. Bases 1 to 1323 code for a protein of 440 amino acids. Gene Ontology annotation, biological process: coenzyme A biosynthetic process. Lineage: Eukaryota; Metazoa; Platyhelminthes; Trematoda; Strigeidida; Schistosomatidae.
AUGGAAUGGAUCAAGAUCAGAAAUGAUAAUAAUGAUAAUAAAUUUUAUAACAAGUAUUAUCAAACAAACAUGAAUUUACUGGAUUCUUGGUUGGAUAAAUUGGAAAUUGAAAAUAGUAGUAGACAUGAUAACAGAUCUUCAAUAGAAUAUCGUCUCAAUUCAUGGCUAAACAAAAUAUUAGAUCACCCUAUAAUAAAUAAAAUUGUUUGCAUCACUUCUGGAGGUACUAUUGUUCCUUUAGAAACAAAUAUGGUUAGGUAUAUUGAUAAUUUCAGUACAGGUUUAAGAGGUGCACUUUCUGCCGAAUAUUUUCUACGCUCAAAUUAUGCUGUAUUAUAUUUUCAUCGUAAAGGUUCUUUACUACCAUUUUUACAUCGUUUAACCAAUCAACAACAAAAUUAUCACCGAGAAGAAGAAAAAGAACAACAACAAAAGUGUACCAAAGAGGUGGAUUCAAACAAAUUAACUAAUACUACUACUACUACUACUACUACUACUACUACUACUACUACUAAUAAUAAUAAUAAUAAUAAUAAUAAUAAUAAUAAUAAUAAUAGUAACCAAAAUAACAUCGAAAUAUUUAAUUGGUUCAUGUUUAAUCCACAAGAUAAUAAAUUACAAUUGAAAGAGAAUUCUGUACAGUUUUUAAGUUCAAUAUUCAAUGAAUAUACUAUGUAUGGUCAGUACUUAUUUACACUAGAUUUUGAAACGAUAGAAGAUUAUUUAAUCGGUUUACGUUGGAUAGCAAAACAAUUAGAAGCGAUUCAUUUAAACAGAAGCAGUAGACAGAAACAAAUUCAUUUGUCCUUUUAUUUAUCUGCUGCUGUCUCCGAUUAUUAUUUAAAUAGAGAAUAUCGUCCAGAGCAUAAAAUACAAACAAAAUCAAUGUUAUCCACUACUGCUAAGAGUAGUGAUGAUUAUUUAGACAAAUCUUUAUCAACAAUAGAAGAUUUACAUUUAUCAUUACAACCAGUACCUAAAGUUAUGAAAUUACUCACUACAUUAUGGUCACCUUCUUCAUAUGUUAUUAGUUUUAAACUUGAAACAGAUCAUCGACUGUUAUUAGUUAAAGCAAAACAAUCCCUUGAAAUGUACAAUCCCAAUGUGAUAGUUGCUAAUCUUUUACAAACCAGAUCAAAAGAAGUAUGGUUAGUAUUUAAACAGAACAAUACACAGGACAUAAUUGUUGAACAUAUAAAUAUGGAGAAUAAUAUUGAUGAAAUUAAUAAACGGCAAAUCAUAUCACAAGAAAUUGAAUCUAUUCUAAUUCCUCGAUUGAUACAACUUCAUGAACAAACAAUUGAUCGAACUAUUAUUAAAUAACAUUUGUAACCUUUGUAUGAUGAUAAUCUACUCAGUUUUAUUAUUCCUUUGAAAUAAAAUCUAAUUGUAUAUUAGUAAUUUAUUUAUCGGUUGGAUUUGAAAUGGGGAUAGAACCAACAACAAAAAAGAGGGAAGACAAAUGAUAAAUCUAUGUUAUAUUUUUUUAUUACAAAACAUAGGUAUAUAUGACC